UCUUGUUAGGUAACUGAAUUUGCAUUUGGUGAUCAAAUUUACACCAUUGAAACAAACCAAUACCAAGUUUUGGAGGGGGGCAAUAUAUUUGAGAGGAGGUUGAACAUGCCCUCUGUUCUUAUUUUCACAGUGCCUCCUCUCAGAUCUUAAUUUCCUUCAAGGAUUUCUGAAUUGCGCGUCCGGUAUUUGAUCGGUGAAGGAUCGGAUAUCACUAAAUUGAAUCCAGUGUGUUUGUUUGAAACAUUCUCGCAAAAGGAAAAAUGCAGUCCGAUAGUGGGAAGUUAUUCAUUGGCGGCAUAUCUUGGGACACAAAUGAAGAGCGUCUGAAAGAGUAUUUUAGUGCUUUUGGGGAGGUGGUAGAAGCAGUGAUCAUGAAGGAUCGGACCACAGGAAGAGCUCGUGGAUUUGGUUUUGUAGUUUUUGCUGACCCAGCCGUUGCAGACACUGUCAUAAUGGAAAAGCACAACAUUGAUGGAAGAAUGGUGGAGGCGAAAAAGGCUGUUCCCAGGGAUGACCAGAACACUUUGAGUAGAACCAGUGGCAGCAUCCAUGGUUCACCAGGUCCAGGACGCACAAGAAAAAUAUUUGUUGGAGGUUUAGCAUCUACUGUUACAGAAGGUGACUUCAAGAAGUAUUUUGAACAGUUUGGGACAAUUACAGAUGUUGUGGUAAUGUAUGAUCACAACACCCAGAGGCCAAGAGGCUUUGGAUUUAUCACUUAUGAUUCAGAGGAAGCAGUGGACAAGGUUUUGCUUAAGACAUUUCAUGAACUGAAUGGGAAGAUGGUUGAGGUCAAGCGUGCUGUUCCAAAAGAGUUAUCACCUGGUCCCAGUCGCAGUCCUCUUGGUGGAUACAAUUACGGUCUCAGUAGGGUCAAUAGCUUCCUCACUGGCUAUACUCAGGGGUAUAAUCCAAGUACUGUUGGAGGUUAUGGACUUGGUAGGUUCAGUCCAGUUGCUGGUGGUCGAAGUGGAUUUCCUCCGUUUGGUUCUGGUUAUGGAAUGGGAAUGAACUUUGAGCCAGGAUUGAGCCCAAAUUAUGGAGGAAAUGCAAAUUUUAAUAAUAAUGCGAGCUAUGGACGGGGAUUGAGCCCUUACUAUAUCAAUAAUUCAAAUAGGUUUAGCAAUCCCGUUGGAUAUGAUGGUGGUAAUGGAGGAAGCUCAUCAUUUUUCAGCUCAGUGACUCGGAAUUUGUGGGGGAAUGGGGGUCUUAAUACAAAUUCUGCAAAUUCCAGUGCUUACAUGGGAGCAGGAAGUGGUAGCAUUGGAGGAAAUACAUUUGGCAAUGCUGGAGUCAAUUGGCGUUCUUCGGCAAUUUCACCUCAAGGUGGGGGAAAUAAUGUCUCUAACAAUAGUGGGACACUUGGCUAUGGAGCUGGUGACAACAGUUAUGGCUUGGGAACCGGAGCGUAUGGAAGAAACAGUGGUGCAACUGUGGGCCCUACAUCUUCUCUUGCUGCAUCAAAUGGUGGUUAUGAGGGGGCCUUCGCUGACUUCUACAAUGGUGGUUCAGUGUAUGGAGAUCCUACUUGGAGAUCAUCAAAUUCUGAGCGAGAUGGGUCUGGCCCCUUUGGGUAUGGGCUUGGCAGUGCAGCUUCUGAUGUUUCAGCUAAAAGUUCUCCUGGUUUCGUUGGUGGUUAUAGUGUUAAUAAGAGACAGCCGAAUACAGGAAUUGCUGCCUAGGAUCAUUUUCAAAAUCACGUCAUAGUAGGUGAAGAUAAUCUGGUGAAGCAGGUGAAUUGUGAAUUUUGCAAACCAACCUCAUUCAUAUAUCUCAGUAAAGGAAAUUUGGUUAGUAAGAGCUAACUGGGAGUGCCUGUUUUGAAGGAUUAAAGUUAGAGAUAGAAGUUAAAAUGGAUUUUGUGUUGAUGCUUUUGUUUUGAGUCACCCUUCUAGGCUUUUUUGUUUUAAUCUUUGAGUGAGAUGUAAAAUCAGAUUGCGGGAUAUAGUCAGAAGUGUAUCAUGCAUCUCCGGUGAGGCGGCGAUACCCAAAAAGAACAAAAAAACAAAAAACAAAAACUCAAAAAGAGAUAGACUGAUAUAUAUUUUCUUUUUUCUACUUUAGAAUUUCAUCUGUAACAUCUCUGGCAAAGUCAUGGGUUCUGGUCAGGGAAUGGUUUUUUUUUUCCUUAUUCUUUUAUCCCAUCAUUUGGUUUGUUUUUCUUUUAUUUUUGUACCGGAGAUUACUGUUUAUUACUAGUGUGAACAUUGAAGGGUUACCCAUCUAGGGACCCCAUGAAUAAGUUUUCGCAUAUUCCGAUUUUU
Messenger RNA from Fragaria vesca subsp. vesca, 2264 nucleotides. RefSeq lists its product as uncharacterized. Gene Ontology annotation, molecular function: RNA binding. Bases 261 to 1682 code for a protein of 473 amino acids. The transcript has 5 exons. NCBI's taxonomy places the organism in Eukaryota, Viridiplantae, Streptophyta, Magnoliopsida, Rosales, Rosaceae. The record is from RefSeq and is a predicted model, not a curated record.